Molecule: messenger RNA, 1771 nt
Organism: Mya arenaria
Lineage: Eukaryota; Metazoa; Mollusca; Bivalvia; Myida; Myidae
Exons: 3
Coding region: 138-674 (178 amino acids)
Source: RefSeq, a predicted model, not a curated record
AUAUACUUUAGUCUGAGCUAGCGCUUAUUUAGGAGUACACGUAAUUUGGAAAUUUAGGUGGUUAACUAAAAGGAAGAAAUUCCUCAUUUUCGGAAAACUUUUUUAUCAAAUGAGAGGCAAACCAGUAAGGCUUCAGGAUGUGUUUUGUCGGGAUAAACAUCAUGUUGUUUUCGCUUUGCAUCGCAGGGUGCUGGUCGAUGUCGGUAAGAUGCGGUCAGGAGGCUGAGCUUGAUAUGGAUGGCCAGAACUCCACGGCGUGUACUGACCAAUCGAUGCCACCUGGUGGCAACAGUGACAUUGGCGAAGACACGGAAGCCGACGACAUUAUGCACGGAACAAGGUCCAUUUACUUGUUGAUCGUGGUUGGCGGUGUAAUUGCGCUUCCGGCGGUUACCGUUGUUCGCAUCUGUUGGGCACGGAAGUUACAGAAGGCGCGACGACGCAUAUACCGGGAGGUGGAGGACGGUGCUGAGACAGAUGGACGGGGAGUGGAUAUCUUCGCCAUCAGCCAUGGCGCCAUCGUACCGUGCACCUCCCCUCCGUCGUACGAGCAGUCGGUGGCGGACCCGGAUCUCGGCAAACCCCCAGCCUACGACGACCUACCACCCGUCUACGCCGAAAUAAGAAGAACCGGUAAACACACGACGUCAGGAAACCAUGGAAACACCCCGUGAGGCAAACCCGUCUAUUAUAUUGCAAACGUUCACUACUUUGUUGGCACACUGAACGGAAAACGGACAUGACCGUGUGUAUGGUUAUUAAGGGAACAGUCGAAGCCUUCUUUUAUCACGUUGCAGAAGAACAUUUCAAAGUCACCCUACAGUAUAGUGCUCAAAGAAAUAUGCUGGACAAUAUAAACAACGCCUUAGGUUGCCGUAAGAACAUCGCCGGAUCGAUGACGUCUAUCGAAUUGAAUUCGACUUUUCGGGUGUCCGUUAGUCACGACAUGGAGUCCUGAUUUAAUUGUUAUUGGCCUUUAACCAGCGUUCCAUUUUCUCCAAAACAUGCAUUUGCAGCAGUCACACGAUGGAAUGUUCGGGAGACACUAUCGUGCCUGAGGGGACUGGGUGCUACUACCAGAAUGCUUCACUAAGAAGUUUAAACGGGGAGAAGCCACGAUUGAGUCUUUAUAUUCAAUUUUAAAUAAAACGUAUUCCUGCUUGUCCAUCACUGUUGCUUCAAUAUGCUUCUAUCACAGCCAUUGAAAUUAUUCUUCAUAUUAUUUUUUUAUAAAGAUUUGCAUACUGAAAGCAUUGAUGAAAACUGGGACUAAAAUAUGGAUGUAAUUUCUCAGUGAUUUUUAUUUUUCAAUUAUCUAUUUUUUCUAUUCUUUCGUUACACUUCGGUGUUCUAUUUUGUACAUUUUAUAAGAUAGGUUGUAUAAUUUUAGCUGGCCUAUUUUUUAGAUACAUAUACAUCUCAAUCUAUGAUGACAAAGCAUAUUUGUAGCAUCAUUAUUUUGAAUUACAUUUUUGAGUAAUAGUAUACCCGAAUAUGUGAACGGUUGACAGAACAGUAUUCACUAUAUAUGUUUGAUGUAAGGACUUGUUAAGGUGUGGUACAAUAACUUGUUUCUAUAAUUGAUAAUCUUUGUACCGUUACCACGGUUUGACCGAUAUGUUCAUGACCUAUUAAAUUUUGCGAUGACAUACUUAGGCUAACUUACAUAAAUAACGAAAAAAAACAGGCUCCCAACGGUUAUAUAAUGGUAAUUAAGAAAUAUGUCAGACUUAUUUCUAUGUAUUAUUGUUAUUAAUAAAUUGUUACUUUU